Gilbertella persicaria is the source of this 891-nucleotide messenger RNA. RefSeq lists its product as uncharacterized. Lineage: Eukaryota; Fungi; Mucoromycota; Mucoromycetes; Mucorales; Choanephoraceae. The transcript is spliced from 6 exons. The coding region runs from base 13 to 777 and encodes 254 amino acids. The record is from RefSeq and is a predicted model, not a curated record. Gene Ontology annotation, cellular component: endoplasmic reticulum; perinuclear region of cytoplasm; Golgi apparatus. Gene Ontology annotation, biological process: vacuolar transport; ubiquitin-dependent protein catabolic process; metal ion transport.
AAAAAAAAAAAUAUGGUUAGCAACCGAGGUUAUGAACAGGUUCCUCUCGAUAAUCAUGAGGAGCAACUUGAUAGACCACCAAGCACUCAACGCCGAACUGAUUUGGAAGACACCUUUGACAUUUCAGAAGACGAGCAGGAUAAUAUCCAGCCACAAACAGAAUAUCAUCAAUUACUUCCGCAUAAUGCAGAACAACGUUCUUCUACUUCUACAGUUCAACAGCAUUCUACAGACGGUGUGUUUUCAAACAUGGCAGCCAAACCUGAAUCUGAUACGAAAUUAGAAGAAAUACCGCCCUCUUACGAAGAAGCUUCAGCUGACGCAACACCACCUUAUUGGCAGACAACUGUUAUAGCACCUGUUGGUAUGGGUGACAUAAUUUUGGUAGAAGGAUUGCCAGUAGGAAGCAUAUUCAGUUUUAUGUGGAAUCUAAUGGUUUCGGCCAGUUUUCAAUUAGUGGGGUUUAUGCUCACUUAUUUAUUGCAUACAACACAUGCAGCCAAGGAUGGUGCUCGUGCAGGAUUGGGCAUCUCAUUGAUCCAAUAUGGAUUUUAUGUUCGCAGCAGAGGAACAUUAGAUGAAGAUUUUGAUUACGAUGGAGAAGGCCAUGAGACUGUAGGCCAAGAUGCUACUCAAGCCAAGAUCAUCGCAUACAUUAUGAUGUUUAUUGGCUGGUUUAUUAUACUUCGAGCACUAUCUGAUUUUAAUAAGGCUCGCAAGAUGGAAAAAAUCAUUACUUCCGAACCCACAGCCAUUAACCCAGAAAACAUUGUAUAAACCCCUUUUUCUUGUAUUUGUAUCAUACUCUCCCAAUACCCUCUUGUUUACACACUCUCAUACAUACAAUUGUAAUAGACAAUCCCAAUGGAAUAAAGAUAAAAAGAAACAAGU